Cyclopterus lumpus (lumpfish) is the source of this 3244-nucleotide messenger RNA. It is a transcript of the gene rubcnl, whose product is annotated as rubicon like autophagy enhancer. Gene Ontology annotation, biological process: autophagosome-endosome fusion; autophagosome maturation; autophagosome-lysosome fusion. Gene Ontology annotation, molecular function: phosphatidylinositol phosphate binding. NCBI's taxonomy places the organism in Eukaryota, Metazoa, Chordata, Actinopteri, Perciformes, Cyclopteridae. Gene Ontology annotation, cellular component: autophagosome membrane; intracellular membrane-bounded organelle. The coding region runs from base 16 to 2550 and encodes 844 amino acids. The record is from RefSeq and is a predicted model, not a curated record. The transcript is spliced from 17 exons.
CUUUUUAGGACGUGGAUGAUCAUUUUGGGGUUUAAUUACUUGAGGAAAGCUCACUCUUUGGCCUCUGUGAAUAAAUACUGCUGCCCGCUCAGACGUGGAAAGUACAAAACAAGGUUAAAUACAGGAAGUGUCGACAACCAACCGUCUCGCUUCCUUUCAAGCCUCAUAUCAGUCCCCUCGGCCUCUGACAGGUCGCUGCUUCAUUCUUUCAUUCUGGGAGAUUACAAAAUGAUGGGGAGCUGCGAGGGAAUUUCCUUGUCUCUGCACAGAUCCAGAUAUAUCAGCUGGUGUGUGGACUACGCAGAGCCACCAACACCUGCACCUGCAGCUCUGAGAGGAACAGAAGUCGCUCCGGAAGAAUCUUUCCACCAAAACCAUAAGCUGGCUGGUUCAGGAUCAGUCCCACUUCUCCUCCUGUCCCCACGAGAAACCAGUGGAGGAGAAACGAACACAGCAUUUUCCCAUCGACACCCAGAGCCAACUUUCACCAAGAGGACACAUCCCGAGGCCUUCACACAUUCCCAGCCGUCCCAGUCGAACCCACAGUCCAGCUCUGCUGUGCACACCAUUGACAGAACCCCCAAUCGCCAGGCUGAUGAUGGCGAGGAUGAUGGUGAGGAAGGAAGAAAGGGGAUCAGUGAGGAGCUGGAGGACACGUGCUUCUUCCUUCCCAGGAGCAGUCCGGUCAUCUCCAGACGCCACAGGCCCGUCUCCUGGCAUGGAGAGGUCACCGGCAUGUUGGCACCAUCAAGAAACAUGGACUCCCGGCCUCCUGCUUCUGGUCCGCUGUCUCUGGAUCCGUGUGUGUGCCCAGCUGUCCCCAGCAUGGUGGAUCUGGGAUCCAGACCGAGCUCCUGUCCACACCCGUCUCCCCUUCAGAAGGACAAGAAGCCGCUCUGCGUCUCUGCCUCAUCGCAACUGAACCGACUCCUCUGCCCUUGGGUCCACCGUCCUUUCAGCGGACAGCAGGGAUUGGCUAAGGAGGACAGGGGGCGGGGGCUAACCAGCUGUGAUGCCUCUUACUCAUCAGGCCAGUCUCCCUCAACACAUCACAGCAAAGAGAGAAGCUGCAGUGGCAUCCCAGAAUCCUCUGCAGACAUCUUUAAGACCAGUUGUGAUCUGGAAAAGGAGAAUGCUCAUUUCAUUGUGGUGGACAUGAUGCUGGAGGUGCUGGAGGGCGUCAAAUGGACCCUGAGCUCCGAUCGAUGGACGUGCACGAUGGACACGCGGCAACAGUACAGAGACGCCAGCUCAUCGGAGGUCAUCCCGCCACGUGGACACAAACACAGAUGUAGAGCAGGCAGACGCACACAGGCCGGCAGUGCAAGUGAUCCUCAACAAGAGACUGACAAGACAUCAAACACACACUCCUCGUAUGUACACACACGGCAACACACGCAGGAGGAAGAGGAAGAGGAGGAGGAGGAGGAGGAGGAGGAGGAGGAGGAGGAGGCAGUGAAUCACGAGGCUGAACAUCCGCCGAAGACUUUCUCCAUCCUCUCCUCGGACAGUGGAUUUGAAGAGUGUGGAGUCGACACUACGCUGACACCGAGAAAGUCUCUCCGAACUGCAGAGUGGCUGGCCCAGCAGUUGGUGCUGGGGUUCAGGAGGAGCUGGCUUCCUUCCCGUGAGCCUCGGCGUGGACGGCAAAGCCUCCGCAGCUCGCUGCAGGAGUUGCCAGGUACUGGAGAUGUGGCGGUGAGCAGCAGCAGCCUGGCAGAGGAGAUCAGACUGAGGACCAGGAUGAGAGGAUCCCUGAGCUGGGCCCCGCCGCGCUUCCAGAUCAUCUUCACUGUUCAGCCGACCAACAGACGCAGUGAGGUCGUGGCUCUGCAGCACUUCCUGUGUGCAGGCUGUGGGACAGAGGUGGAGCCUCGGUACAUCAAGAAACUGCGGUACUGUGAAUAUAUUGGCCGGUAUUUCUGUGACUGCUGCCACGGCGGCUCUGAAGCUGUGAUUCCUGGUCGGCUUCUGUCCUGCUGGGACUUCGGCAGAUACCCUGUGAGUGAUUUCUCCAAACGGCUGCUGGAUUCGGUCUGGCAUCAGCCUCUGUUUGACCUGACCUGCGUCGGGAAGACGCUCUACAGCAGAGUGAAGGAGCUGGACAAGUUCAGGGAGCUCCAGGAACAGCUGAUGGGCAUCAAUAAGCUGCUGUCAGCCUGCAGAUUAUCUGGAAGGGUGAUGGCUGAGUUUGAUCAGCUUCCUGCUCACCUGAUGGAGCAGCCACACCUGUUCUCCAUGGAGGACCUCUGGAGGGUGAAGAAGGGUCCGCUCGUGGUGCAGGCCAGAGCGGUGCUGCACUCGGCCAUCGAUCAUGUUGAAAACUGUGAGUUGUGUCUGGCCCGAGGUUUUAUCUGCGAGUUCUGCAGAGAAAGAGACGUCAUCUUUCCUUUUCAGGCAGACAUAUGUCGCCGAUGUCCAGUGUGCAGGACGUGCUUUCACAAACACUGUUUUGUGCAAAAGAAGUGUCCGAAAUGUGCUCGGAUCCAAUCACGGAAAAAACAUCCAGACGGAUUCCACGACGAUACGACUCAGCACAAACCUUUAUGACUGCCACAGUUUCAGAUAAAUAAAUAAAAUCUAUGCAUUUCUUUACUCCUCCCCUUUAAGUGCAUAAUAAUAUCUUCAUUUUCUAUAAUCAGGGAAUACAAACUCACAAUGUCUGAAAUCAUAUUUCCUGUGGAAAUUCAAUUGGCAUGAGAGGGAUGCUUGACCUCUGUGAGUGUGGGCUGUCUGUCUGGUGUUUCUCAGAGGAACGCUGAUGGAGUAAACAUUUGUAAACAGGACUUUAUGGUUUCAAUUGCUAGUUUCAAGUCUUCUUCAGUACAGAAUUAAUUUAGAACAUUGUGGUACCUUUUAAAGUAGACCAUAAGACCACCACUAGACCAUAAAGUGGUCUUUCAGCAGUCCGCAAACCAUGUCAACCUCUUAUAUACAGUUUAUAGAAGCAACAAUAUUGGAUCCAACAUAGAAAGUGCAGAGAUCACACAUUGGUAUCAGGUCAUAUAUAAAACUAUCAUUGUGUAACCCCCACUCCGCUCUCUACUCAUCGUCUCACUGCAAUUCCAGAAAUCUUCUCCAGGAACACCGUUAGUUUUUUAUACAUUGUACAUAUCAUGAUGUUGUAAUUUUUGCAUGAGAUUGAUUGUAUCUAUGUUUUAUUUGUUUUUCUCCUUUGUUGCCUUUUUGGCCAGGUCAUAACUGAUUGACUUAUUUGGUGAAAUAAAGUUUAACAUUUAAAACA